AUGUCUGACUCUCGGGUUAUUCCCGCCGCGCAUUCUGCGUCAUCUUCCUCGCAUCCUCCGCAAUCGCUCGUGAAUGCCUUGUCGCGAGCGCUGUCUCGCCGGGAAGCCAAAUCCGCCCGCCGGAGGUUAACCGUCUUACCCCAGGAAACCGUUGAUUUUUCUUCAAAUGACUUCCUUUCACUGGGGACAUCCCCAGCUUAUCGAAAUCGGUUUAUGACUCACCUCAACAAUGCACCGGAUUCAUUCCCCUUUGCAAGCGGAGGGUCACGAUUGCUAGAUGGAAACUCCGCUUAUGCCGAGGAAUUGGAACGAUUCGUGGCUGAUUUCCAUCAAGCUCCCACCGCUCUAUUAUUCAAUUCUGGCUUCGAUGCUAAUGUCGGCGUUCUGUCGAGUAUUCCGCAGCCCGGUGAUGUGAUUCUCUAUGAUGAGCUCAUUCAUGCCAGUGCACAUGAGGGAAUGCGGUUAUCUCGCGCCGGAAAGCGCGUCAUGUUCCCCCAUAGCUCGGCGGCAGGCCUGCGUGAUGCUCUUGAGGCCCAGAUCAAUGAAGAUCCGUCUGUUCGAAAUGGCACUAAGAAUGUGUUCAUUGUGGUUGAGUCUAUUUACAGCAUGGAUGGCGAUGUGGCCCCUAUAAAAGACUUCAUUCAAGUAGUGGACGAUCUUCUUCCCCACCAGAAUGGGUAUUUCAUGGUCGAUGAGGCUCAUUCCACUGGCGUAUUUGGACCUCGGGGCUCUGGAGUUGUCCAGGAGCUGGGUGUUCAGGAUCGCAUGUUCAUCCGAGUGCACACAUUCGGAAAGGCAUUGGCCAGUCAUGGUGCGAUGGUUCUCUGUGGCCAAGAAACGAAAGACUACCUAAUCAACUACGCGCGGAGUCUGAUCUACACCACUGCGCUUGGCUUUCCCUUCCUUGCAUCUAUUCGCACAGCGUAUGAGCUGUUAGCGAAUGGCGAAACGGAAUCUGUAGGUACCAUCCAGUUUAUGCAGAGUGGCCACAACUUUGCAUUUACUAACCAAGAGAAACAGUUACAAUUACGCGUCCAGGAGUUGAUCCGACACCUUCACACCCGCCUACACAGCCUACGGACAGACCAGUCGGUUCUUUUCGAGGUCGACCAUUUCCCCACAUCUCCAAUCUUUUCAUUACGAACCUCCAAGCCUCGUCAGCUAGCGGCUUUCUGCCAGCAAAAUGGGUUUAUCGUCCGUGCCAUCAUGCCACCCACCAUCCCGGAGGGCAAGGAGCGAGUCCGUGUCUGUCUGCAUUCUGGCAACACGGAGGCCGAGAUUGAAGGGUUGGUUCAAACGAUUCAAUCAUGGCUUGACCAAUGUGAGAUGAGAAGUGCGAAUCUGUAA
Messenger RNA from Penicillium cosmopolitanum, 1347 nucleotides. RefSeq names its product aminotransferase class I/II-fold pyridoxal phosphate-dependent enzyme. Bases 1 to 1347 code for a protein of 448 amino acids. The record is from RefSeq and is a predicted model, not a curated record. Gene Ontology annotation, biological process: biosynthetic process. Gene Ontology annotation, molecular function: transferase activity; pyridoxal phosphate binding. NCBI's taxonomy places the organism in Eukaryota, Fungi, Ascomycota, Eurotiomycetes, Eurotiales, Aspergillaceae. The transcript is spliced from 2 exons.